CUUACCUUUGAGAAUGUGGUGCGGUUCCUUGACGGUGGUGUGUCUCCUUGUAUUGGGGCUUUCGGAGGCUCGCAAGGGAUUUGGACCUGGAGAGCAGGACUGGGGUUACGUGGACGUUCGCGAAGGGGCGCAUAUGUUCUACUGGCUCUUCUACACCACGGCCAAUGUGAGCAGCUACACGGAGAGACCGCUGGUCUUGUGGCUCCAGGGCGGUCCAGGAGGAUCCUCCACGGCUCUAGGAAAUUUCCAAGAACUGGGACCUGUAGAUACAAAUGGUGAUCCACGCGAGGGUAACUUUGUGCAGCACGUCAAUGUGCUGUUCAUCGACAAUCCCGUGGGGGCGGGCUUCAGCUAUGCGGAUAACACCAGUCUGCUGGUGACCAACAAUGAGCAGCUCAUCGACGAUCUCAUGACCUUCAUGUUGCACUUCUACAAGUUGCACAAGGAGUUUAAGGACGUACCGCUGCACAUUUUCUCGGAAAGCUAUGGUGGUAAAAUGGUACCUGCCCUGGCCAUUCGACUCGACGAGGCCAUGAAGACUGGUGAGGUGGCACAGCCGGGAACCCUAAAGUCUGUGACCAUCGGCAAUCCCUGGAUAUCAACUCGCUACAUCAGCCGGGAGCAUUCCAAGUACUUGUUCGUCAACGGCCUGGUCGAUGAGGAUGGCGUGGUGCUACUCGAUGCCCAGGAAGAGCGCAUCCUCAGCGCACUAAAAAGACACGAGUUCAGUAACGCCACGGAUGAGUACAUAAAGUGGUUUCAGCUCAUGCAGGAGCUGACUGGCCAGACCUACCUGUACAACACACAGACCCACGUAGAUCUUUCCGAGGACCGCACGUACGGCUACGGAGAUGAUUUAAUAAGCUUUAUGGGUGUGAACGUGAGUGAGGCCCUGCAGGUCAACGGCAGUGUCUAUGCGUCGCAGGUUAUGGAUGUGCUAACCAGUCUGCACGGAGAUCGGCUCAGAUCGGAUAUUAAUGCGAUUCCCCGACUGCUAAAUGAAACCUCCGUAAAAGUGAAUAUAUAUUCCGGACAGUUGGAUAGCCUGGUGCCCACCACAGCCACUCUGGCCUUGAUCAAGGACUGGGCCUGGAUUGAUAAGUCGGAAUAUCUGGAGGCCAAGCGCACCCCCAUCGUUGUCGAUGGCAAACUUCAGGGUUUUGAAAAGGUCGGAGGCAAGUUCGGGAUGUACUGGAUCAAUCGGUCGGGUCACUUGGUCCCCGCCGAUAACCCAACUGCCAUGCAGUACGUUCUUAAAUCUGUGACCCAGUACGAUAGCCAAACCUCAGAGUAGUUUAUUUAAAAUUAUAUUUAAGUUUAAGGUACCCAAAAUAAACGAACACAUAUUAUUAUACCCGUUA
Drosophila subpulchrella is the source of this 1361-nucleotide messenger RNA. Its product is annotated as retinoid-inducible serine carboxypeptidase-like. The transcript has 2 exons. Gene Ontology annotation, biological process: proteolysis. The record is from RefSeq and is a predicted model, not a curated record. Gene Ontology annotation, molecular function: serine-type carboxypeptidase activity. The coding region runs from base 14 to 1294 and encodes 426 amino acids. NCBI's taxonomy places the organism in Eukaryota, Metazoa, Arthropoda, Insecta, Diptera, Drosophilidae.